ACGGAUACCUCUGAUUUAGCGCGGUUGCUCUCUAAGCAGUGGGCGGCGCUUGACUAUUGAACUUGUUUCUGUUGUCUGCAGUGAUAUCAUAACACUGCAAUAUGAAGACGUGCUCAUAUGACCGCCACCCAUCUCCAUCCCUGGGCAAGUGACAGGUGCUGUAACUGUUGCAAAAGGUAGGCAUGGGGACUAAAAGGAAGAGGAAGGAUGUCAGCUGAGCUUCAUCAUCCCUCUCUGACUUCCAUCGCUGCCAGUGUCAGACUAAGAAAGACAGAAUGGCUCAGUCUGUGAGGAGGACGGAGACUCUAGGAGCCAUGGACCACAAGCCCCAGAGGGACAAGACCAGGACCAGCUACUUUGGCAAUGUUAAGACCAGGUUGGGCUCCAAACUGCCUGCUGGUGUCUCUCAGCCCUCUCAGUUCACCAAGCGGUCGUGGGAAACUGAGCCUCAGGCCCGAGUGAUGCAGGAGCCUACGCCCAGCAACCAGCGUCAGCACCAACCCACUGCGGGCCGUCCCCUCAACCACAUCCCCCACAUCAGAAACCCCAAACUGCGGCAGUACUACCUGCACGGAACUUCAUGGGAUUUAAACAACACCGCAGUGAAACAAGAGCAACUGAGUGGACCGUCAGAUGACAACACACGCAGCAGGGGUCUCCCUGGUGACACCGUGUUCAGCGUCUCAUCUCAGUUCAACAGCGGUGCUACACCUUUAGCAGAAGAGGGGAAAGUGGGUCACCGUCCCUCCCAUUCCUCCUCAGAACUGUCCUCCUCAUCUGCUACCCUCAUCCCCAGAGAGCAGCUGGUCGCCCUGAAGGGAAAAAAGACUCGAACCACUCCGGGAUCGACUCAACCAGAACUGGACUCUGAUCCUAAACCUGAAGAGGAGACUGAUCCGGACUCUUCCGAUACGCUCCCUGCUCAACCUCAGUCCCCCUCCCCAGAGGCAGAAUAUGACAAACUGCUGGAUGUGGAGGCGGUACCGAUGCCUGAUGGACAGCUCUGCUUGUUGGCUCUCCCACCUGAGUGCUGUCAGGGGGAGGGGCCAGAGGCCAUGCCGUACCUCAAGUUGUUCUGCCGCUACAUCACUGAUCGCAAGGGUGUAGUUUCAGGUAUCCUGCUGGUGACAUCCAAUAAAAUCUUCUUUGAUCCAUGUAAGACACAUCCUCUUGUGAAGGAACACGGCUGCGAGGAGUAUCUCCUGUCUUGCUCCGUUGACAAUCUGGCAUCUGUCUCCUUCUUCUCCGACAUCUCACAUGUUCACUUCAACUCCUCCCAGCAGAGGAGAAAAGGAAAGAAAAUUUUCCAGAAGUUGAAAACUGCCAAAAGCCGAGGAGGUGGCUUCCCAGACCACAAGGGGGAGUCGGUCCCGGCUCUGGUGUCUGCAGCUCCAUCAGAUCUGUCCAGUCUGGCUCUGAGCCUGACCAAGGAGGUUUCUGAGAAUGAGGAGGCAGAGAGCAGGGACAUGACGGAGGCAGAGCGGGAGCUUGACAGCAGCCCGCUGGAGGUGUUGUCAGAGGCGUCUGUAGGAGCUCUGGGAGUGGCCUUCUGCUGUGGAGGUCAAGAGGCGGCGAGUAACGUAAAGACGGAGCUGCUGCACACUGAUGAAGCAGAGAAGUCUUCUGUGAAAAGUCAGACUGCAGUACCUCGGAGGUCAUCAUCAGGUAGUGCCGGGAGUCUGAUGUUUGUGCGGCUGCGGGUUCAGUCGUCUGCUGGAAAGAAAAAGAGUGGAGGACUUCACCUGGGGAUAGCCAAAACGUUACACAGAAGGGAUGCCUGGCUUGCCCUUUCACAAGAGAGCUCUGACGAGCUGCAUGCCUACCUUACACACUGUCGACCAGACCUGUGUAUACUAGAGGGAGCGGAGGAGGAGGGAGAGGCAGACCGUGACGAAGAGGAGUUUGUACUAAUUGAGGAUAAAGAUGAGGAGGAGGAGGAGGAAGAGGAGGAUGAAUUGUUACAGAGGCACCGCAGCUCAGGGGACGACUGGGAGAUGGUGUUGAUGGAGGAGAGCGGGGACAAGCCCACCCUGGUCAUAGACAGGGACCCUGAAGGACUCAAUAAUAUUGUGGAGAACAGCCACAUAUUGGAACCCUCACAUGUCAGAGAGCUUUGUAAGGAGCUGCCCCCCAGGACAGUCGGCCAUACCUGGCAGCUGGCUUACAGCACAUCUCGUCAUGGUGCCAGCCUCAAGUCCCUCUACCGAAAACUCAGUGCCACAGACUCCCCUGUGCUUAUCGUCAUCAAGGAUGCACUUGAUGAGAUAUUUGGGGCGUUCCUCUCACACCCACUGAGGCCCAGCGAGACGUUCUAUGGCACAGGAGAAACAUUUCUCUUUAUGCUGCAUCCUCGCUUCAAGAGCUUCAGGUGGACUGGAGAGAAUUCCUUUUUCAUUAAAGGAGACUUGGACUCAUUUGCCAUUGGUGGCGGCAGUGGUCACUUUGGUCUGUGGCUGGAUGAGAAUUUGUAUCUGGGCCGCAGCAGCCCCUGCUACACUUUCAAUAACUGCUGCCUCUCGGAAACUGAUGACUUCCGAGUCAUGGAGCUGGAGGUGUGGACAUUCAGCUGAGGAGACUGGAAGACCUCCAAGUUUCUCCUUGACUCACCUUGUCGCUGCUGAUCAGCUUUGUCAAGACAGCAUUUAUCCCUAAGCAAAAUACAUGCGGCUUAAAUGUCAAAAAUCAA
Molecule: messenger RNA, 2686 nt
Organism: Thunnus maccoyii (southern bluefin tuna)
Lineage: Eukaryota; Metazoa; Chordata; Actinopteri; Scombriformes; Scombridae
Product: nuclear receptor coactivator 7
Exons: 16
Coding region: 276-2570 (764 amino acids)
Biological process (GO): response to oxidative stress; regulation of transcription by RNA polymerase II
Cellular component (GO): nucleus
Source: RefSeq, a predicted model, not a curated record